Molecule: messenger RNA, 564 nt
Organism: Lactuca saligna
Lineage: Eukaryota; Viridiplantae; Streptophyta; Magnoliopsida; Asterales; Asteraceae
Source: the annotation of a GenBank genome assembly
AUGGCACAAUCGGAACCUAAUGGAGUGUUUGUGAUGGUGGAACUCAACUACCAAGGGGUAUUUAAUCAAAAUCCUUUCUCUUACACUGGUGGUGUGAAAACUAUGUUCACUAAUGUCGACUUUUCUUCUAUGACUUAUUCUGAGUUUGUGACCUUUUGUGAACAUUUCAAGCAUGAAGAGUCUUAUGGAACAGAUGGUGUAAUUGCGAUUUAUGUGGAUCAUAUUGGGGUUGGUGUUGGUGGGUGGUUUGAUGGUGAACAUGAGCCUUGUAUUGAUACACAUUCAAACAUUUUAGUUCAAUACAUAUCGAUUGAAGGAAAACGAGCAACAAGUCGUGCCGCUAACAUAGAUGAAGAUAACAUAGAUGAACUUAGGAAUGUUGUCUUUGAAUUUUAUGAGGAUGUAGUGCAUAUGAAUAGGACAUCAAAUGAUCCUUUCGUGAGUAAGUUAUGUGUUGAUGAUGAGGAGGAUAACAACAUUAUAGAUGAUGAUAAUGGGAGAGAAGUUGAACCUAACAUCCAAACUAUUUCCAUAUUUAAUGAGCUAUUACAUUGGAAAAGAUAA